GCAGAUCGCCAGUGAAGGAUUUAUUUCAAAUAGUUCGAUGAAUACUUUUUGGAAAGUAUGUAAUGUACCAUGUAAGCUUAAAACGGCCAUGGUCAUGUGUGAAUUUGAGUUAUUAGCUUCAAGGUCAGCCCUUGUUUGGUUGAGUUCAAGCGGCUACCUUGUACAAACUGGCUAGCCGUUAAUGUUUUAUGGGAAGUAGUUUCAGCUGUACAUCAGAAGUUAAUAUGGCUAACAAGUUAUUACCUGCUGCUGUUGUUUCUCCUCGUUCGAAACACACUGCUACGUUGAUUUUUCUGCACGGACUGGGUGAUACAGGACAUGGUUGGUCAGAUGCAUUGAGAUCACAUGUUCCGGAUUACUUCAAAGUCAUUUGUCCCCAUGCGAAUUCAAUUCCAGUCACGCUAAAUGGAGGAAUGCAAAUGCCAGCUUGGUAUGAUAUAUAUGCUUUGAGCGAAAAUGCUAGGCAAGAUGAAGCGGGAAUUAAGGAGGCGUCAAGUGAAUUGGGAAAAUUUGUAGAUUCUGAAGUGAAAGCUGGAAUUCCUAUUGAGAAUAUAGUUAUUGGCGGAUUUUCUCAAGGUGGUUCGGUUGCUCUUUAUAAUGCAUUAACGGGGACAAGUCGCUAUGGUGGCGUUGUUGCUUUUAGUUGUUGGCUUCCACUUCAUGUGAAAUUCAUGACGUCUCCUACACUUUUGACUAUGCCAAAGGAUGUCCCAAUUUUUCAGUGUCAUGGGUUGCAAGAUUGCACGAUUCCCUUUGCUAUGGGCAAGCUUACUCAUGAGCUGUUACAAACUUUCCAAUUAUCCAAGUGUGAACUUAAAAGCUAUCCUCAUCUGUCUCAUUCAUCAUGUGAACAGGAGAUGGAGGAUCUUCGGGCAUUUUUGGUGAAAAACAUCCCUGGGACACAGAAGUGAAGUAUCACCUGUUUUUUACAAUCCUCCGGUUAAUUUUCCUGUUCGUUAGACGAAACAUGAUUUUCACUUUUCCUCAUUCACUUCCAAUGUAAUAUUCCCUUACGCGUGUGCAAAAUAUACGUUUUGGU
Molecule: messenger RNA, 1039 nt
Organism: Trichobilharzia szidati
Lineage: Eukaryota; Metazoa; Platyhelminthes; Trematoda; Strigeidida; Schistosomatidae
Source: the annotation of a GenBank genome assembly